AUGAGGUCUGUGGCACCCGAUCUCCCACCAUCCCGCUCACACUUCUACUUGUUGCUGCCAACCAGAGUCAUCAUGCUUCGCUCUCCAAAGGGUUCGCAGCUCACAUUGGAACCAGACUCUCAGGCCCAAAAUGAGAUACAGGAGCUGGCGGUGGCCGGUGUUCUCACAGCUGAGGAGGAGGAGGAGGAGACUUCCUCCUCUUGCUCUUUCAAUUUCUCCUAUCCCUCCACCUCCUCCUCCCUGCCUUCCUCUCCUGUGAUCCCAGUUUCCAAAGAGGAGAAGGAGGUGGAGGAGGAGGAGCCUGAGAAGGAGCCCGCCACAACAUUGAGUCCUCCCCACAACCCUCAGAGCCCAUGCUUCUUCUCCGUAUCACGGAGCACAUCAGAAGGAGGCUUCAAUAGCCAAGAAGAAGAAGAUACAUGUUUCCCGCAGACCUCAAUAGACACCGAAUCUUCGCCCACAGACCCACUAGAUGAGAAGGUAGCUGAUUUAGUGAAUUUCAUGAUCCUCAAGUACCGAUUGCAGGAGCCCGUCACACAGGCAGAAAUGCUGAUGGUUAUCAUGAAAAGGUACAGGAAACAUUUCCCUGUGAUCUUUAAGAAAGCCUCUAAGUUUAUGGAGGUGAUCUUUGGCAUUGAUAUGUGGGAGGUGGACAUUUCUGUCCCCUCCUAUAUCUUUGUCAACUCACUGGACCUCACUAGUGUUGAGGUGUCUAGUGACACCCACGGCAUGCCUAAGAACGGUCUCCUGAUAAUCAUCCUGGGUGUGAUCUUCAUAGAGGGCAAUUGCAUCCCUGAGAAAGACCUCUGGGAUUUCCUGAAUAUUAUGGGAGUAUAUCGCGGGAGGGAGCAUUUCAUUUAUGGGGAGCCCGGGAAGCUCAUCACCAUAGAUUGGGUGUAUGAGAAUUACCUAGAAUACCGGCAGGUGCCUGACAGCAAUCCUCCACGCUAUGAAUUCCUGUGGGGUCCCAGGGCCCAUGCUGAAAUCACCAAGGUGAAAGUUCUAGAAUUUUUGGUUAAGAUCAAAGGGAUUGACCCCCUUUCCUUCUCAUUUUGGUAUGAGGAGGCUUUAAAAUACGAGAAAGAGAGGGCUCGGGCCAGAAUUGGAUCUGGGGAAAGCACUGCUGCUAUGUUCAUUGCACAGCAUUGA
This is a messenger RNA of Lynx canadensis (Canada lynx), 1149 nucleotides long. Its product is annotated as melanoma-associated antigen 10-like. Gene Ontology annotation, biological process: negative regulation of transcription by RNA polymerase II. Gene Ontology annotation, cellular component: nucleus. The coding region runs from base 1 to 1149 and encodes 382 amino acids. The transcript has 2 exons. The record is from RefSeq and is a predicted model, not a curated record. NCBI's taxonomy places the organism in Eukaryota, Metazoa, Chordata, Mammalia, Carnivora, Felidae.